This is a messenger RNA of Somion occarium, 2100 nucleotides long. Lineage: Eukaryota; Fungi; Basidiomycota; Agaricomycetes; Polyporales; Cerrenaceae. The record is from the annotation of a GenBank genome assembly.
AAGGCCGUCUGUUGUGCUGACAAUUUGUCGGUUAUCCCAACACCCAACGGUUUACCUUUUAGAGAGAAGGUUCUUAAGAGUCUACGGAUGAUACCCAGUCCGCUUUGUUUACGCACCACAUUUGUUCUUCGCGCGCAACUCGCACCUGAGUCAGAGCAGCUUCCCAAUGCCACCGUUGUACCAAUCCUUAUCUUGCGACCCUCAAGCCAUGAGCUCCAGCUUAAAUAGCGUCCUCUUUCGGAGAUCAGCAUUCGAUCCUGUGAGAUCGCAAUGGCAGAACCCAAAUGAUAUCCUUUCCAUCCUCAUGAUCAUUGGCGGGGAAAUCGUCCAACGGGCAGUUGCACAAUUAGCCGGUCAUCCCUCCUGUUUUACGCCCGUAGCAUUCUCGUUCGGUUGGGUUGGAUAUUCGCUGAACGCCGUUCUCUUAGCAAUCGGGGAAGGGAGUCUUAUGCCUGAUCCCGAUUGCAGCUGCAUUCUUGUGAAUGCAAAAAGUGGAUACGCUAGAAGAAACGACUCGUGGGUCUUAGGUCGCCUCAUUCGAGACCAUUCAGCUCGUUCGCCGGACCAUGCCCUCACUAUAUCACUUUUCAAGACCGACAUCACGAAGCGUCCGGGGGUACCCACUUGUGAUUGGGUGUAUUAUACCGGAAUCGCCACCAUGAUAAUUCAACUAGGUAUCGCUGUCAUACCCGGCGCUGUCGACCACGACUGGAAUACACUUAUUAUCACUGUCGGAGGCACAGUCCUGGCAUUAUUGGGUGGCGCAUUACCUCAGUGGAGGAAUGAGAAAUGGGUAUGCCGCAGGCUGAGACCAGGCGACAAAGAGGUUGUUUGUAUCACAAGAGGCAAUGGUUUCAAGGAUGUCGUUGUCAUCGUCAGCGAAGGCGAAGGCCAAUUACGACUCGAGGAUCUUGCCGCUCCACGCCACCCCCACCCACGCUUCAUUGUUAUUGUGACCUCCGUCUUAUUCGUAUUGUGGAUAGCACUCCUGUUGACGGUUGCGGGCCUACAGAACCAUGCCUGGUACAUGUUCGCCAUUGGAAGUCUGGGCAUGCUUCAAAACGGCCUUGCAGCAGGCCUGCGCAGGUCACCGUCUUCAUCAGGGAUUCACCUCAUACCUCUCACAGACAACAAUGUUGUACAUGACACGAAAGUUUUUAGCACUCUUGUAAAGGCGGAGAAGAUUGAGAGGCACGUUGGGCUGUCGCUUUUGCCCGUGUUUUUCCCCGGCGGGUUAAGAAGAAACGAAAAACGGUGGAGAGACAAAAGACUUGCAGAGUAUGCGAAGCCGGAUAGUGAGAAAAUCAAAACGGAUGAUAAGCCGGAUCGUGGGGCAGCCGCAGAGCAUGAGAUGCUGUAUUGCGAGGGCAUUGCAGAGCUCGAUGGCAGGGAAGUUGUAGAGCAUGAGACGGCGCAUAACGAGGAAAAUACAAAGCUGCACAGCCGAGAGGUCGCAGAACACAAGGGUUUGGAUAGCCAGGAAGGCACGGCGGAUGAAACGAAGGGUGGCGAGGGACAACCAGAAACUGGGAUGCCGGAUAACACGGAACACGAGAAAUUAAACAGCGAAGACAUCCCAGCACAUGAGAAUCCAGAUAGACAGGAAAUCACUGAGCGUGCUCAGCCAGGUGGCAACUCGGGGAGUGACAAAGGGUCGCAGGCUGCUAGUACGCUUGUGUCCGACAGCCCUCCCAGAUCAACUCGGGCACCUACGCCUGAGCUCACUUCAGCACCUUCAGCACGGGACGAGUCCCCGGUGGUUCCAUGAUUUCAGCGAGGAUGUUGCGACUAUCCAUACCCCUUCCUCAUUCCUUGCAAAUGAUACCCAUCAACACCGGAAUUAUUCAAUUUUUAGUUCAAGUUAUCCAUGGACAUCAAUUGUCCUUUCGAUCGUCAUAUUUUGUUCCAGGGCUCGCGUUUACCUGGAGAUCGUUUUACCAGGCAGGCUUACACGUCGUUAGACUUAGAAUCAACAGAGGUUGUAAACAACAUUGGCAAUGACGUCUAAGUGGGUUACUGUUUCGAUUUGUUCGUUGUGCAUUCAGGAGGUAGUACCAAAUAAUAAUGAUUCCAAAUAUCAUUAUGAUCCUGGUCACCCCG